Molecule: messenger RNA, 1953 nt
Organism: Paramecium sonneborni
Lineage: Eukaryota; Ciliophora; Oligohymenophorea; Peniculida; Parameciidae
Source: the annotation of a GenBank genome assembly
AUGGAAGGAUAUUUGAAAAAAUGGACUAACCUUUUUUCAAGAUGGUAAGAUCGUUACUUCAUUCUUAAUGAAGAUAUUCUUCUAUAUUGUGAUUCUUAAGGAGGACCAAUCAAAGGACAAGUACAUUUGAAAGUAGCAGCUUUGAUAUUAGUGCCUGAAGAUCCUUUAAGAAUAAUAAUAAAUACUGGAACGACUGAAAUACAUUUACGAGCAAACAAUAUUAAUGAAAAGAUAGAUUGGAUUAAUGCUUUGAAAUCAGCUUAAGAUAGAUGUUUAAGCCGUUAAAAUGAAAUAAAGUUUGAAUAAAAGAUACAAGAAUUGCUGACUGAUGUUUGGUAAACUGGAGCUAUAUGUAUAAUAAAUAAAACUAUUGUAGUUGAUGAAACACUUAGUAUGUUAAUUCCUAAAUUGGAAAAGAACUCAUAAAUUAAAGAAAUGGCUGACCGAUUAGAAAGCAUUGGAAAAAAUCUAAAAACGAAAAUUACUUUAUGUGCUCAAAUAGUAGAAGAAGAGAAAUAAAAAUUAUCAAAUUAAGAAAAUGGAACAGUGUAUGAAAGUUUUAUACAUUAAAAUUCAGCAUAAUCAGUGAUAAGAGAUGAUUUAUUGAAUCAUUAACAUUUUUCUACACAUAUACAAUCAUAAUUGAUGAGUGUGAGUGAAAUUGGUUUACAAAUUAGAGAUCAUUAACCUACUAAAUAUGUACUUAAAGAAUAAGUUAUAUUAGUUUUUAGAAUAAUAUUAUCAACAAUCCUGCAUUUCAAAAAAUAAAAUUUGGAAAUAGUCCUAAAAGAGAUAGGUUACCUUAUAAGAAGGAUCCAAAUGAAAAGAUAAAUGUUUGGUAUUUGUGUAAGGAAUUAAUUGGCAAAGAUUUAGGAAGAUUUUCUGUUCCAAGUAUAAAUAAUAAAAAUUAGUUAUUUUAAAUGAGCCAUUGUCAAUGUUGUAAAGAUUAGCAGAAUAAAUGGAAUAUUCUGAAUCAUUGGAAGAAGCAGAUAAAAUAAUUGGAGAUAGUGCAUUAAGAAUGUGUUACAUUAUGGGAUUUGGUGUAUCACCUUAUUCAGCAAAUAUAGGGAGAACAAAAAAACCUUUUAAUCCUAUUUUAGGAGAAACCUAUGAAAUUUAAACAUCAAAUUGUAGAUUUAUAAGUGAAUAAGUAUCUCAUCAUCCUCCUAUUUCAGCAGGAUAUGCAGAAUCUAAGACUUUUUAAUUUUGGGCUCACACGGAUGUUUAAACUAAAUUUAAUGGUUUAUGCUUUUAGGUUAAUCCUGUAGGAUUAUUUAAUGUAAUUUUAAAAACAUCAAAUGAUCAUUAUUAAUUUAAUAGAUGUACUACAAAGGUUUAAAAUAUAUUGUGGGGUUAAUAGUAUUUAGAUCAUAUGGGAUAAAUGAAAUUUGUAAAUUUGACAACUGGUGAUAAUGGAGUAUUGGAAUUGAUAGAAAAAUCAGGUAAAUCAGAAUGUGAGAUGAGAGGAUAUGUUAAAGAUAAAAAUGGGAAUGAAAAAUAUAAAUUGAAAGGUUUUUGGAAUGAUCGUUUAAUAGCAUAUGACUCUUAAAGAGAAAUAGUUGUAUGGAAGAGACAUUAAUUACCUUAAGAUUCAGAUUGGUAUUAUAAUUUUACUGAAUUUGCAAUGUAACUAAAUCAUCUAACAAUUGAGAUGAUAAAAGUAUAAAGUAAUGAAUAAAUUAGGAAUUACCUUGUACAGAUUGUAGAUUAAGGCCAGAUUAAUUAGCAUUUGAAAAUGGAUGGGUUGAUUUAGCAUCAAGUGAAAAACAUAGAUUAGAAGAGAAAUAAAGAGCUAGAAGAAAAGCUAUGGCAGCAGCAAAUUAGGUUCAUGUUCCUAUGUUUUUUGAGGAGAUUAUUGAACCUAAAACAAAUUUAAAAUGGUAUAAAUAUAAAGGGAAUUACUUUUAAUAAUAAUGGAAAUAAGUUGGAUAAGAAUUGUUGGAUUUAUUUUGA